AUGUUUGAUUCAGAAGACGAUUGUCAAAUACAACAAGAAAAUGAGAUAAUGGCAAUCAAGGCAAUUUACGAACAAGAUUUCACAUAUACAGAAAACACGAAAGCCCCUCGAUUUAGAGGAGCUCUUUCGAUUAAAAUCUUCCUUUCUCAAGAAAGUUUGAUAUUUUUUACUGGAGGAAGAAAUGGCGGCGAUCCUCCGCUUAAAGUUCGGUAUCUCCCUCCAGUCAAAAUCAUAUUUUCAAUGCCAAGUGAUUAUCCAAGUCAAGAAGCGUUGGAAUUCGAACUUGAAUGUCUUUGGAUGCGUUGGGAUUGGUUAAGAAAAUUAGAAAGAAAAUUGUUACAAAUUUGGGAGGAAAAAAAGGAUGUGGUAUUAGAUCAUUUUGCAGAAUUCAUACAACAUGAAGCUUUGGAUUAUUUACAAAUAUCAUUCCCUUUGAGACUUAAUGACGAUUAUAUCGGUGGGUCCAUGCUAAAAACGAUUAUACAUACAUAUAAUCAACAAGCCAUGAAUCUGGAUUUUGCCAAUGAUCAUUUUAAUUGUGGCAUUUGUCUUGAGGAAAAACGUGGUGAACGAUGUUUUCAACUUCGUACAUGCCAACAUGUGUUUUGUCAGGAAUGUCUUCGUGAAUAUUUUGUAAUGCUUAUUCGUGAAGGGUUCAUUUUACAAAUAAAAUGUCCUGACCCUGGUUGUAAAUCGCAACAUAAAUUGGCUGGUGAUGAAGUGACAGAAAUAGUUGGGGCUGAAAUGGGAAAAAGAUAUUCAGAUCUAUUAGAAAAGCAGAAACUAGAGACCGAUCCUUUAGUGACCUUUUGCCCCCCUAGUACUCCUUGUCAUAUGGACAAUACUAAAAAGAUAGUCGAAGAAUAUAUGAAAGCAGACGAGUCCACUAAAGCGAUAAUGGAACUUCGUUAUGGCACCAAAAACUUAGAGAAGUUGGUUCGUGAUGCUAAUGCUGAAUUAGAAACGAGUAAAUGGGUGAAAUCUAAUACUCAACCAUGCCCGCAAUGUGAAACACCCAUUGAAAAAUCAAUGGGGUGUAAUCAUAUGCUAUGCACACGUUGCGAAACGCAUUUUUGUUACUUAUGUGGACUUUGGAUAGAUCCUAAAGAACCUUAUCAACAUUUUAAUGAUUCUAAAUCUCCAUGCAAUCAACGAUUGUUUGAUGGAGUGAAUGUAGACGAUUUUGAUAUACCAGAUGAUUUUGUUAUUAUUUGA
Molecule: messenger RNA, 1215 nt
Organism: Racocetra fulgida
Lineage: Eukaryota; Fungi; Glomeromycota; Glomeromycetes; Diversisporales; Gigasporaceae
Source: the annotation of a GenBank genome assembly